CUCAAAAAGGCCGACAUCGGUAUAGCGAUGGGUAUCGCCGGCUCCGAUGUGUCGAAACAGGCGGCAGAUAUGAUACUUCUGGACGACAACUUCUCAUCGAUCGAGACGGGCAUAGAAGAGGGACGCGUUAUAUUUGACAACUUGAAAAAGUCCAUUUGCUACACACUGUCCUCCAAAAUGCCCGAAAUGUUGCCGUUUGUGGCCUUUUUCUGUCUCAAUAUACCGUUGGCUUUGGGCGCCAUAACCAUACUGUGCAUCGACUUCGGCACCGAUAUGGUGCCGGCCAUCUCAUUGGCCUACGAGGGGCCAGAGAGUGAUAUUAUGAAACGCAAACCCCGUAACCCCAAACAGGACCAUUUGGUUACCGAAAGACUGGUGUCUAUAUCCUACGGCCAAAUGGGCUUUUUUCAAGCGUUUGCCGGCUUUUUCACAUACAUUGUUAUUAUGAGUGAGAAUGGUUUCCAGCCCUGGGAUCUCUUUGGCAUACGAAACAAAUGGGACUCCCGGGCCAUUAACUCACUCACUGACUCUUACGGACAGGAAUGGACUUACCAUCAACGAAAGACCCUGGAGUACACGUGUCACACCGCAUUUUUUGCCUCGGUCGUCAUCACCAAAUGGGCUGCUCUGGUCUGUUGUAAGACCCGACGCCUGUCCAUCUUUCAACAGGGCAUGAAGAACCAUGUGCUUACUUUUGCCCUGUUUUUCGAGUUGGGUCUGGCAUUGUUCCUGUCCUACUGUCCCGGACUGGAAAGUGGUCUUAAUAUGUAUCCAUUAAAAUGGUCAUGGUGGUUCACAGCGGUGCCCUUUUCUUUGGCACUAUUUUGUUACGACGAGAUCCGCAAACUUAUGAUGAGAAAGUGUCCGGGAGGUUGGAUUGAAAGGGAGACUUACUAUUAGAUAAGCCGUUCACUUAUUUUUAAUAAACUUGAUAUAAAAUAGUUAACUAUACUGUUAUGUACAAUGCUUUAACACAUGCUUUUACACUAUUAUUAUUGUUCAUUUUAAGGAGAUCACUGUAUUUAACAGAUUAUUGUAGAUUUAUUAAAAUACU
This is a messenger RNA of Medioppia subpectinata, 1054 nucleotides long. The record is from the annotation of a GenBank genome assembly. Lineage: Eukaryota; Metazoa; Arthropoda; Arachnida; Sarcoptiformes; Oppiidae.